AUGAUUUCUAACAGCAAACAACCUUCUUCAAAGCAAGCCAUGAAAACAGAAGCUCAAUCCAUAGUCACUCGACAACCUGCUCCCCCACAGCGAAUGGUUGUGUUAGUCUUGGUAGCGGCAAUGAUAGUGGUCAAACUUGCGGCAGUUGUGAAUGCAAUGAUUGCAGCCGCGAUUGCUAGUCGUCGACGAUGGAAUUGA
This is a messenger RNA of Botrytis fragariae, 198 nucleotides long. RefSeq lists its product as uncharacterized. NCBI's taxonomy places the organism in Eukaryota, Fungi, Ascomycota, Leotiomycetes, Helotiales, Sclerotiniaceae. Bases 1 to 198 code for a protein of 65 amino acids. The record is from RefSeq and is a predicted model, not a curated record. The transcript has 3 exons.